AUGUCUGGUGAUUCCGCCUCCUCUAAGGGCAACACGCGGAGGUCGUCUGGUUUGGCACGUGGGAAAAGACCACCGGAUCUGGAGCUGUCGGAAACUACUUUUAGCGCGCUUGAAUCAGGGACACCUGUGGGCAACAACACGCUUUCUGAAAGAGACAAAAUGCCAGAAGAGGGUAACAUUCCCACCGAGGUACCCCCUGUCCACAUCCACCCGUACUUAUCUCACCCUCGGAUGUCUAUGCGGAUGUCGGUGUACAGCACCGGGGUCCGUCCGGUCCUCACCCGCGCCUACGUCCAAGGACGCGUGUAUAACUUUCUGGAAAGGCCGUCUGGCUGGAAAUGCUUCGUGUAUCACUUCACAGUGUUCCUCAUAGUUUUGGCCUGUCUGAUCCUCAGUGUUCUGUCUACCAUCGACCAGUACCAGGCCCUGGCUCACACAACUCUCUUCUGGGUGGAGAUCGUCCUUGUCGUGUUCUUUGGUGUGGAGUAUUUUGUCCGCCUCUGGUCAGCAGGCUGCCGCAGUAAAUACGUUGGCAUCUGGGGGCGGCUGCGCUUUGCCAGGAAGCCAAUAUCUAUUAUAGAUCUGAUUGUAGUUGUUGCCUCAGUAAUUGUGCUGUCAGUGGGCUCCAAAGGCCAGGUCUUUGCCACCUCUGCUAUAAGAGGGAUUCGUUUCCUGCAGAUCCUGCGAAUGCUGCAUGUGGACCGGCAGGGAGGAACCUGGCGUCUCCUUGGCUCUGUUGUCUUCAUCCAUCGGCAGGAGCUGAUCACUACCUUGUACAUUGGCUUUCUGAGCCUGAUCUUCUCCUCGUACUUUGUCUACCUGGCAGAGAAAGAUGCAGUCGACAGCGGCGGCUCCACAGAGUUUGAAAACUACGCUGAUGCCCUGUGGUGGGGAGUGGUGACUGUGACCACUAUUGGAUACGGAGACAAAGUGCCACAAACCUGGAUUGGAAAGACCAUUGCAUCCUGUUUCUCAGUCUUUGCCAUUUCCUUCUUUGCUCUGCCUGCCGGAAUCUUAGGCUCAGGCUUCGCCCUGAAGGUGCAGCAGAAGCAACGACAGAAACACUUCAAUAGACAGAUCCCCGCAGCUGCCUGUCUCAUCCAGACAUCAUGGAGAUGUUUUGCAGUGGAGAACUUUGACUCUGCCACAUUCAAAAUGUUUUUGAGGAAGAGAUCCAACAUCCCGGCCUCGUCUCUGUCCACUCCCAAGCCCAAAAAAUCGGUGAAGAUAAGGAGGAAGCUGAAGAGCAGUGACAAAGACAACGGUCCAACCUCUCCCACAGUUCCCAGCAUCACGUACGACUCUGUGUUUGAUGGUGGGAGGGAGCUGAGCUCAGAUGUUUACAGCACCGUGGGCCCAGAGCUCCAGCAGUCUUGGACGUCUUUGUCUUCCCUUCACUUCAGCUCACCGUCUCCAGUGAAAAGAAAUGCCGGCCUUUUGGACAUCCCCUCCCCAGGCCCCCUUCAGAGGAACUGCAGCUUUGCAGACGACCUGGAGCUGGAGUCAGAGCGACACAGUAGCCUGUCUCCUGCCACCUCAGUGUCACAAUUGACAGAGUCACACCGAAAAGCCAUCCGAGUGAUCCAGAGAAUGCGUUAUUUUGUGGCCAAGAGAAAUUUUCAGCAAGCUCGUAAGCCAUAUGAUGUGCGAGACGUGAUUGAGCAAUACUCUCAGGGUCACCUCAACCUCAUGGUGAGAAUCAAGGAGCUGCAGAGAAGACUGGACCAGUCUUUAGGGAAGAUAACUUUGUUCCAGACUGGUUCAGACCGAGCCAAAGACAAAGGCAACAACUCCAUUGGAUCCAGACUCAACAGGAUGGAGGACAAGAUAACCCACAUGGACCAGACCCUAAACCGCAUAGCAGAAUCCCUCUCCUUUCUGCUGGACCACAGGGACGUUGAUGAGGGCGAAGGUGGAGGCAGGCCGAAGCCACAGGGUGGAGGGACCUUCUCUGUUGUCCCCAGCCAUGACAGCCUGCCAAGCUAUGAUCAGCUAUCUUCAUCACCUUCGUCCUUCUCGUCCAGCGCAGCCAACACCGCAGCCUGCCCCAAAUCCCUCCUCAGCAACACCGCCAGUUAGGAUGAGAGCUCCUGAAGUAAACAAAUUUUUUCUUUUUUUAUUAGCAUAAUUCAUAAAAUCUGUCUAUCUUUCCACAUUUGGUCAAAACUUAGUUAAAAAUUUGGCAAUAGUUGCCAUGUAAGAUAUAAUUCAGACCUUUUUCAACAUGUAUUUUAAUAAAUUGAAAUAUACCAUUCCAUAGAAAUAAAUAAUUUCUGUGAAAACCAUUGCAGUAACAGAAUAGAGCUACAAAGCAAGCAUCAUCAACUACACUCUGGUCUGGUGGUCUCUUAGCUGUAACACUUGCUGCACUUCUCUGCCACAGAGAAAACAGACAACAAGAAUGUUAAUGCAACAGAGCCAUAUCAUGUAAAAGCUAAAGCUGAAACAAAAUUUACUUCCCUGGGUGUUUUCUGUAAAUGAAAAGUAAACAAAACCAGAUGCGCAACUCAGAGAUGGGUUUGGCAAAAUAAGGGUAUUUACUCAGUCAUAAUUCAGGCAAAAGUCAAAAGUCAACCAGGAACCUUAUCUGAAAGGGCUCAAGCAGAGAGGCGAAGGUAAAUAUGGACAUACAGACAUAGCAAAACAGGUCUGCAAUCAGUCUGUAUAUGUACUGUACACAUUAAAAGUUGCGCGGGAAGAAUAAUCCGCCUAAAAAGAUAAACAUGAAGGCCUUAUAACUUUUCGAUUGCACACAGUUUGCCAAACAACUUCACUGCUUUGCUAAAUGUUUGCAUUGUGACGUAUCUGACUGGAGGAUGUGGGUUGUAUGGGACAUAGACUGUGUCAAAGGGAGACGACAUCAGUAUGGACAUUUCAACACUGGUAUUUCAGCUAUCAACAUUAGUUUCAUAACCUUGAGGUUUAAAGUCACACAUCCAGAAUUUCACUUGAAAUCAAUUCAAAAUCAAUCAACAAAUAAAUUGCUGUUUUUAGUGUUUUAAUUUUGUUUCACUUUUGCAUGAAUAUUCUAAAAUAUUUUUCUAUGGCAAACAAAAUGUGUUAAUUACAAUCAAGUCUUUAUGAGAUGUCUUAAUGCUGUUAGUAAUUCUACAAAAUGCAGCACUUACUAACUGCAGUCAUGAUGGAAGAAAACACCAAUUUCUAAAGCUAACGUUAUUAGCUUAGCAGAUCUUAGUAACUACCAGCUUCUUAAGGUUGUGAAACUUAUGUAACCUUCAAAACCUGACAUCUUGGCUAUUCAGUUUAUUAUUCUACAUAGAGAUAAACAGGCAGUAGCUGAAUCCAAUCAUGAUUAACUCCCUAGCUAGCUGAAUUUGAACUGAAGCUCAUUCCACCAGAUUAGUAGAUCUCAUCAACAGUCAUCUCAGCUUUUGACGCUGGUGGAAUUCAGGUGAUCAGUGAACAGACACAUAAGAUAAAACUGAAGUUGUCCUAAUCAAAAUAAAGUUGAUCUUUUUUAAGUGAAUUAGUUAAAAUGGAAAACUCAGGGUGGCUCUUUAAUAAUCAGCCUAAAAAGACAUAAAAUGCAACUUUUCUGUUUGUUCCACAGUUUCCACAGUAGAUUACUCUGUGACUAACUAUCAGCUACUGCUUUUCUGAAUGUUGGCAGCAUGAUAUUUAUGUGAAAAAUCUCAUCAGACAAUGUGGGAUAUGCUCUGUGUCAAAGGAAGAAAACAUCAUUAUUGACAUUUCAAGUGCAUUAUUUCCCAGUGAGAUUCAUUGUUUGCCUUAUACCUUAUACUUUUGUCUUGUACUGCACUUGACAUUUAUUCUGGCUUAUGCCAGCUGUCACAGCAUCCUGUCUUGUCAUUCAACAUCCAUUGUUCAUGUGAAUAACAAAUUUAAUUGCAUUCAACUUACGGGCCUUACAUUUCAAUACAAUACUAUAAUACAUAUAUAUAAUACAAUAUAAUUCAAUACUGUUUUCACUAAUCCUAUUUUGCUUUUUUUUGUAAAUGUUUAGAAAUAUUCUUCAGUAGCAAUAAAAGAUUGUGGUAAUUAUUGCGUAGUAUCUACAUGUUGUGUCUGGUGCCUUACGGACAAUCUCUGACUAAAACAAAUGAGCUGCAAACCUCAGUUUCAAUUUUUUUUAUUAUUCUUUUGCCAGGGGUGGCUUGAUGGAAAGAAA
This is a messenger RNA of Scatophagus argus, 4150 nucleotides long. It is a transcript of the gene kcnq1.1, whose product is annotated as potassium voltage-gated channel, KQT-like subfamily, member 1.1. Bases 1 to 2079 code for a protein of 692 amino acids. Gene Ontology annotation, biological process: transmembrane transport; potassium ion transport. Lineage: Eukaryota; Metazoa; Chordata; Actinopteri; Scatophagidae. Gene Ontology annotation, molecular function: voltage-gated potassium channel activity. The transcript has 17 exons. The record is from RefSeq and is a predicted model, not a curated record. Gene Ontology annotation, cellular component: membrane.